Lathyrus sativus (Indian pea) is the source of this 609-nucleotide messenger RNA. NCBI's taxonomy places the organism in Eukaryota, Viridiplantae, Streptophyta, Magnoliopsida, Fabales, Fabaceae. The record is from the annotation of a GenBank genome assembly.
AUGGAAGGGACUGUUUUCGCUCCUGCAUUGGAAGGAAUAAAGAGUGUUAAGUCUGAACAGGGAGAGAUUCUGUCGCAGCCUUUCUUGGAAGUGUGCAAGCAGAUACUUCCUGUUAUAGAUAAGUUUGGAGCUGCUAUGACCCUUGUUAAAUCUGACAUAGGUGGCAAUAUAUCAAGAUUGGAAUCUAAAUAUUUAUCUAGUCCAGCCAAAUUCAACUACCUGUAUAGUUUGGUACAAGUAGAGGUUGAAACUAAAACUGCCAAGUCAUCAUCCAGUUGUACCAAUGGGCUUCUCUGGCUUACAAGAGCAAUGGAUUUCUUGGUGGCACUUUUCCGGAACUUAAUUGAGCAUACAGACUGGUCAAUGUCACAAGCCUGUACAGAUUCCUAUAACAAGACUCUAAAGAAGUGGCAUGGAUGGCUUGCUAGUUCAAGCUUCUCUGUAGCGAUGAAGCUUGCUCCUGACAGGAAGAAAUUCAUGGAAGUGAUACAGGGAGGUGGCGAUGUUAAUGCUGACAUAGAGAAAUUUUGUACCACCUUUUCUCCUUUCCUUGAAGAGAAUCACAAGUUUCUGGCCCGAUUUGGCUUGGAUGAACUGAAGGCUUCAUGA